Molecule: messenger RNA, 2181 nt
Organism: Owenia fusiformis
Lineage: Eukaryota; Metazoa; Annelida; Polychaeta; Sabellida; Oweniidae
Source: the annotation of a GenBank genome assembly
AGUCUUUAAGAGUGGAUUUAAGUGUUAUUUGUAAGAGACAUGCAUUGUACACACCAGUGUAUCCACUCUUAGAUCAUGUCAACAUGCAAACUUUAGACAUAUAGAUUUAUUUGUGAUAAACUUCUGGAUAAAGUUGCAGAAAAGUUAUAAAAAGUGAAUAAAAAGGUUGCAGAAAGUUCUUAAAAAGUACUGGGUUGAUGUCAAGGGUUUUAUUAAUGCAUCACUCGCAUGAUUGAUAUCAAAUAAAACACACAUGUUUUAAAUGGACAAGGAAAAGAAAAGUGAACUAAGUAAAGGAGAUUGCCAACAACUUAGAUGUGAAUUUGUUAACAGUUAGGUUUUAAAAUGGAAAAGGAAUGACAUGAGAAAUGGAUGGAAUGACAAAAGAAUGUAACAGAAAAAUGGAAUGGAAAAACUAAUUUGUUAACAGGUAAAGUUGAUAAACAAUUGACAUUGUGACUAUAAAAGUUCAGAUAUACAUUGUAUUGUUAUCAGUGUAUAUUCGAGUAUACUUAUGAUCUAGUACAUGUAUGUAUUGGAAUAACAAGUUAGCUCACUUAAGAUUCACGCAGAAAUAUAUGAGGACAAAGAAUAGAUAUAUUGUCAAAUGAUUCGGGAUAUUUUGAAAACAUUUGUUUGUUUGACAAUAUUGAUGAACAAGCAACGAAUUGACAAAGCAACAUGAAUGUAGCCACUAAAAUAUUGAAGAAAAGUGUUUUAAUUUAUAUGGAACCAACCCUCAAUCAAUAUCACCUUUGAUAGAGUAACUAUUGCACUGGAUAUAUUAAAUUGAUCCUGUAACUGUAACGUAGCAACUGUCACCAUGGGAACACCAAUUGAUAGUGUAAAGAACCAAACAUACCUUGAGUACCAAAUUCCAACUUCAUAUAAAGUUGAGUGGCACUCGGAUUGUAUUCCAAAAUCACCAGGAUCGUUGAGUCGGGCAUCAUCUGUGAAAAGUAUCCCAUCCCUUAUAUCUGCGGAAAUAUGUGAUUGCAGCACAUGUGGUGAUUUCUGUAAAUCUGGAUGCCCCAAUAGACAUUCAAAAGGUGGCAGCAAUAGGCCUCUGACUUCCUCUUUUUCUCAGGUUGAUUCUGAUUCUGAUUAUACAUCAAAUAACAGUUAUAAUAUGCAUAGUCGCCAUAGAAACAAAAGUUCAGACAAAUAUAGAAGUAACCAAUCAGGUGAACCCCAGAGAAAUGCUACAGUCAAAAUGGAAGUGUCAAAUCCUGGAUAUCUGAAACAGAAUGCUCCCAAAUCUCAGCUGGAGUCUGGUAAUAACAAAAUAAAUGCUCUCAGAAGCGAGCCCACAACAACAUUUCCAGAGUAUGUUAUCACAGUUCAAAAUGGAAAAAACGAACCAUCACAACUUCACAAUCAAAAUCUUCCAGGCAAUAAACAAGGAAAAGUUGUUAAGCUUAUUGCUGGAUUUGAUAAAAACCCUAGCAACCCGAACAAUGGCAGUCUAGGUAAAAAUCACCAUGGAAAUGAUUUGGAAGUGAAUGGUGAUAAUGUUGUGAAAAUGCCUGAUGACAUUCAAGUUGGUGAGGCUCAGAGAAAGUCUGCGAUUGGGGAUAAUCUGGAAAAUGUGAAUCCAGAGAAUAUUGUUUGCUUCUACGAAAGCCAAAGUGAUAUGCCGGAGAGUCACAAUGACAGUUUUUGUAGCGAUAUAUCUGAGAGUAUUCCAUCAAGCUCUGAGGACUUUGCAAAUACAAUGGAUCUUCAUGCUAGUACCCCUGUACAUAUGAGCCCUGUUACACUUGAGAAACAUGGAUAUCCUCAGAAACCUGGAUAUUAUGAUGAGAUUCAUGGACACAGUAGAGAAAAACCUGGAUAUAGUAGACAUGGGAUUAAUAAUAAUAUAAAACCUGUAUCUUACCGCGACAAUGAUGGCACAGUUGAAAAAUAUGGAUACAAAGAGAAAUAUGAACACAAUAGAGAGAAACUUGAACAAAAUGACAGAAAACAUGGAUAUAAUGAUGACAAACACAGAUAUAAUAUAAGUGAUUGUGUAGAAAAUCCUGAUCAAAUUGACUUGAAAAACAACAAUAAAAAUGAUGGUUACUAUGGAAACAAUGAUUUGGACAUUGAUGAAGAUGCAUUCAUGCCUAUCCCCUAUGCUCAAAGUGAUGAGGAUAUUCAUGGUUACCAUAGCAACACCACUGGUUAUCAUAGCAACAC